GGAUAGAUAAGAAUGCAGUAUGAUCAAAUAAAUAAAUAGUGCAAAUUUUGUGAAAUAUUUUAAAUAUAAAGUGAAUAAAAUGGGGAAAAAGAGUAUUUUUUCGCCGUUUGUUAAACAGAGUUACGUGACUGCAGCGGUAUGCUGCAAUAUCAUAGGCCAUGGAUGCAUGCUGGGGUUCCCAGGAGUAUUGCUGCCACAGCUUCAUCAACCAGACUCGCCUAUUAUACUGAGUAAAGAAAUGGAAUCUUGGAUAGCAUCUGUCUUGGCGAUAUCCAUGUUCUUCAGUAACUUCCUGACUCCUCCAAUCAUGGGUCGUCUGGGACGGAAAGCAGCACAUUACGCCGUCACAUUGCCUGUCAUGGUCGGAUGGAUCGUUAUGAUAUUGGCUACCAGCUCUGAGGCACUCCUCAUUGGCCGAAUACUCCACGGCAUGUCAAUGGGCAUGAUGCUGCCUCUCCGCUCCGUUCUUAUCGGCGAGUACACCAGCCCCCACAACCGCGGCGGCUUCCUCACCACCAUCGCCCUCGCCCAGUGCUUCGGCAUUCUCUUCGUCCACCUCGUCGGCUCCAUCCUCAGCUUCCAACUAACAGCUCUCAUCUCUCUAUUCUUCUCCUUCAUCAGUAUUCUCAUGACUAUCUACUCCCCUGAAUCACCAAGCUGGCUUGCAACACAAGGACAAUAUGACAAGUGCAGAAAAGUCUUUAUAUGGCUGAGGGGAGAAGAAGAAAUACCAGAAUUGGAUAAAAUGAUUGAAGCUAGUAAACAGAUGGAUGAACAACCAAAGCAAGGAUUAAAAGAGAUUGUAUCAAUAGCAAAGAAGAAAGAGGUCUACAAACCUAUAAUACUCAUGAUUGCCUUAUAUAUAAUGUUGAACUUCACAGGAGGCACAAUGUUCGCUGCUUAUUCGACAAGAAUUUUGCAUUUGCUCAUGGGUCCGGAUAUUAAUGCUCAUGUCUGGAUGGUAGCGUUAGAUACUCAGAGAUUAUUCUUCAAUAUAGGCGCAGUUUACGUUAUAAAUAAGACUGGCAGAAGGACUAUGCUGUUCGCUACAGGAGCGCUCUGUGCUGGGAGCCAUCUUGCUCAAGCAGCUUAUAUCUUUGCAAAAACUAAUGACUUCCUACCAUUUGAUUCCAUAUGGAUCCCUGGAAUUUUAGUAAACUUGCAAGUUUUAUCUGUUGCUGUAGGAAUGGUUCCAUUACCAAGCGUGAUAGCUGGUGAAGUUUUUCCUUUACAAUACAGAAGCCUCGCUGGAAGUACAAGUUUAAUAGCAAUUUCUAUAGCAACAUUUUUAGCUCUUAAAACCUUUCCUGGUCUGGUAUCUUCUGUAGGUUUAGAAGGGACAUAUGUACUGUAUGCAGGAAUAAUUACGUCAGCUUUGGUAGUGGCGUGGUUUUUACUGCCAGAAACGAAAGGUAAGACGCUGCAGCAGAUUGAAGAACAUUUUAGAGGAGAAUGUGAUACUGAAAAUGAUAAAGAAGUGGAAAAACUAAAUGGAUCUGAGAAGAAAAAUGUGUUACCUUGAAUACUAAAACAAGAAAGAGAUUCAUGAAAUGAGAAUUCUUUAGCAGGUUCGAAGUACCAAAAGGCGUCGUCUUUAUUAAGUAUAUAAGUAUUGAAAAUACUCAAAUUCGGGAUUUCAAUUAAAUAUCUGAUGUCAAAAGACGUUUAGUGAGACUAUUGUGAUAAAAUCCCACCAUUUUCUACUAAGUAAUUACCGUUAAAAUAUAAAUAUGUUAUCAAGUGUUA
This is a messenger RNA of Leguminivora glycinivorella, 1746 nucleotides long. RefSeq names its product sugar transporter ERD6-like 1. Gene Ontology annotation, cellular component: membrane. The record is from RefSeq and is a predicted model, not a curated record. Gene Ontology annotation, biological process: transmembrane transport. Lineage: Eukaryota; Metazoa; Arthropoda; Insecta; Lepidoptera; Tortricidae. The transcript is spliced from 4 exons. Gene Ontology annotation, molecular function: transmembrane transporter activity. The coding region runs from base 80 to 1522 and encodes 480 amino acids.